AUGGUCGGCCUCGUCUUCAAGUCUGCUCUCGCCGCCGUCACCAUGGCUCUUGCUGCCAGCGCCGCCACCCCCCAGUGCAACACCAGCGCCGACUGCCUCCCCGGCUACAUCUGCGGCCCCAGCGACUUCGCCUUUUCCGGCACCAGCUCCAACGUUUGCGUCAAGACCGGGACGUGCAACAACAAGCCCGAUCCCCAGUUCCCCCAGGACGGGCCCAAGUGCGGCGACAGCAUCUUCUGCAACGUCGGCGGCUCCUGCGGCCAGGGCUACUACCAGUCGGGCGGCGAGACGGUUCUCACUCAAGUCUGCGUCAACCAGGCGACUGGCCAGCAGUGCGCCGCAUCGUCCUAA
Molecule: messenger RNA, 351 nt
Organism: Metarhizium robertsii ARSEF 23
Lineage: Eukaryota; Fungi; Ascomycota; Sordariomycetes; Hypocreales; Clavicipitaceae
Exons: 1
Coding region: 1-351 (116 amino acids)
Source: RefSeq, a predicted model, not a curated record